Messenger RNA from Populus nigra (black poplar), 1887 nucleotides. Its product is annotated as kinesin-like protein KIN-1. The transcript is spliced from 16 exons. Bases 108 to 1559 code for a protein of 483 amino acids. Lineage: Eukaryota; Viridiplantae; Streptophyta; Magnoliopsida; Malpighiales; Salicaceae. Gene Ontology annotation, biological process: mitotic spindle organization; microtubule-based movement. The record is from RefSeq and is a predicted model, not a curated record. Gene Ontology annotation, molecular function: ATP binding; microtubule motor activity; microtubule binding.
UCCUCUCUUCCCCUCUCUGUUUGGUUCCCUAGAAACCGCAGGAAAAUUUUCUCAAUCAAUUUCUUCUUUUGAAUCUUAAUAGUUAAAUCCAGAUUUCAGGAGAUAAAAUGAUGUCGAAUAUAACAGUAUGCGCUCGCUUCAGGCCGUUGAGCGCCAAGGAGAGAAAAGACAGCUGCGACAGCAUCUGCAUUAGCAGCAUAGACAGUGAAUCUUUCAUUUUCAAGGAUGAGAAAGAUGAGUGUACAUAUAGCUUUGAUAAGGUGUUUUAUGAGGAAUCUAUGCAAGCUGAUGUGUAUGAAUUUUUAGCUCUGCCUAUUGUUAAAGAUGCUGUUAAAGGAGUAAAUGGGACAAUCAUUACUUAUGGACAGACUGGAGCUGGGAAGACAUAUAGCGUGGAGGGGCCCAGCAUCUUAGAAUGUGAUGUGCAAAAGAAAGGAUUACUUCCAAGAGUAGUGGAUGGACUAUUCGAGUGUAUUAAAUCUGCUGAUGAGUCAACAAAAUACACAAUCAAAUUAUCAAUGGUAGAGAUCUACAUGGAGAAAGUCAGGGACCUCCUUGAUUUAACAAAGGACAACAUACAGAUUAAAGAGAACAAAGAGCAAGAAAUAUUGCUAUCAGGAGUUACAGAGAUCACCAUAUCAGACCCGGAAGGAGCUUUGCAAAGUCUAUCUGAUGGGAUAGUUAACAGAGCAGUUGGAGAGACUCACAUGAACGUUGGCAGCAGCAGAAGUCAUUGUAUUUACAUUUUGACUGUUCAGCUAGAGUCGACUACAGAUAAGAGGGUGAAAACUGGAAAAGUAAUUCUUGUGGACUUGGCGGGGUCUGAAAAGGUAGAGAAAACUGGAGCUGAAGGAAAAGUUCUUGAAGAAUCUAAGACAAUCAACAAAUCCCUAUCAGCUCUAGGAAAUGUAAUAAAUGCCCUGACAUGUGGUCCAUCGACCAGAUCAAGCCAUAUUCCUUUUCGUGAUUCAAAACUUACUCGGAUUCUACAAGAUGCUCUUGGAGGGAACUCCAGGACUGCUUUGCUGUGCUGUUGCUCACCGAGCGCUUCAAAUGCAUCGGAAACUCUGUCUACCAUUCGCUUUGGUAUGAGGGCAAAGCAUAUAAAAGCAUCACCUUUAGUCAGCCGCAAAGAAGAUAAACAUGCCAAAAAACAUGGAGAUAUCACCCCAACUAAAGAUGAGUCAUGUGACCGAAUUCUAAAUAAGUUGAGGGAGAGACUGGAAGAGGAAGAUGUGAAGUUACUUGAGGAGUUAUUCAUACUGGAAGGAUUAUUCUUUGACGUUACUUCAGGAGAAGAUCUGGAAUCAGCCUAUCAAGAUGUUACUUCAUGGACAAUUUCCUCAUUACAACAGGCAGUAGAAGAGCUCAUAUACACUGUCGAGGAGCUUAAGAGAGAGAAUAAGGAUCUUAAGGCCAGACUGGCAGAUGCAGAAAGGUUUAACGCCAUGCGCAAGAAGACUGAAGAUAGCGCUGGAGUUCUGCUUAAGAUUUCAGGAAUUAUCAGCUUCUUAUUUUCAUGGGCUGGGUCAUUCAGCCCUCUGAAGAUGCCGAGUUGAAACCAUGUGGCUAAUUCGGCGCUGGCAAGUGCAAUAAUAAGGGUAUGUCACUCUAUCAUGGGAAACUUGUACAUGAUAGUUUCUGAUUCUGCCAAAUACUGCAAUUGACAUACGAACUUCGGCUUUAUAAUAUAUGGCAUCUACUUAAACAUGGAAUGGACGGUAUCAAAGAAACCCUGUACUGUAAAGAUAUAAAAUACGGUAGUUUCUGGUCCAUCCAAAAUGUAUGAUUGAUUUGCCACUCUCUUUUGAGUCUGUGCUGUAGUUUUUUGGUUACUGAUACGAAUAAUCAUGUUUCUUUCUGAAGUUAAUUACAGUUUUGGUAAUA